This is a messenger RNA of Odontomachus brunneus, 16596 nucleotides long. It is a transcript of the gene cno, whose product is annotated as afadin. Gene Ontology annotation, biological process: regulation of protein localization; signal transduction. The coding region runs from base 3470 to 11887 and encodes 2805 amino acids. The record is from RefSeq and is a predicted model, not a curated record. Gene Ontology annotation, molecular function: cell adhesion molecule binding. NCBI's taxonomy places the organism in Eukaryota, Metazoa, Arthropoda, Insecta, Hymenoptera, Formicidae. The transcript has 22 exons. Gene Ontology annotation, cellular component: adherens junction.
CAAGCCUUGAAAAUAUUUUUUUUUUAUUUGUUAUUAAAACAUGAAUUAAGCUUUAAUGACAUAAUUUGCACAAGAAUCUCAUAGUUUGAUUUCACAAUCUUGGCUAGAUUUUGAUUUAGUAGAAUUUUUUAUUUUUUGUUUCAUAUAAGGGUACUUGGUUGAUCUUUUUAGAUUAAUGUCUUGAAAGUAUAAGCCUAGAAAAGAUAAUUGGGACAUUAUAAAUUAAACUUUGAUGAUGUAAUUUUGACGAGAAUCUUAUAGUUUGAUUUCACAGUCUCUGAUAGAUUUCGACAUAAUGGAAUUCUUUAUUUUCUCUAAGAAUACUUGCCUGAACUUUAGAUCAAUGUCUUGAAGGUACAAGUCUUGAAAAAAGAGCAGAAAAACAAAGUAUUUUUAUGUAAAGGAGGAUAGAAAAACUUUUCCGCCUAGAUUACGCAAGUUCUUGUUUAUAGCUCGCGGUGUUCGAAGGCCGGCGGAAAGGUCGGGUAGAAUGAAGAAAGGGCAGAAGAAUAUUGAAGCACGGUGAUCUCCCACGAUCUCCCUUGUGCAUCGUGCACCUUCUACGCAUCGCGCGACGAUAAGACGACGCGGCGUGUGCACGCCGGAAUUGGGUGCGCGGAAAAUCAAUAAAACGCCGGAACGGUCUGCGUUGUAUGUCGACCUACAUUCGAGCACUAGCGUGCCACCUUCGUUUCUCUAAAAAUACCGUCGGUAGUUUCUCCUUUCCGCCCGGUAGUAAUAGUCGCAUGCGUCGAUCCCGAUUGUUUCGACGUGUUGCUCCGCGACCGAGCGAAAUUCCAGCUCCUCGAUUGCGAACGAGGCGACUAUGACGAAUUGCAUUUCCGAUGGAAGCGGCUCGUUCCCGAGCGAAAUUCACGCACUGCGUACGAAGGCCGUAGUCACAACACACAUGAAUCAUUUUAAUCGCGAGUCCAAGUUAUUUCCAUUUCUUAAAUAUCUCGCAUUAACUUGAAAGAAUCGUGAAAUAGAAAUUUCUCAUUGGUUUUCUGUCUAAAAGAGAAAGUUAUUCCUUUAGUAUACAUAUUGACCGUUAUGUAAAAGUUAUUUAAUAUGAAACAGAGUAUCAUGGCUCUCUUGUUAAAAUUUUUGAAAUUUUGACUUAUCAUUCCGGGCAAUUGUAUUGCUUAUAGAAGUUUAUACACGCAGAGAGGAAAACUUGAGGAAAGAAAAAAUCGGAUAAAAAAGAUUAUUUUUAUCCUUUCAUCCGUACUUUUUGCCCAAGAAAUGGGACAUUGGCCGGCUGACCUUCGUUGCACCUGGAUCGAUUAAAGUUAUAUAAGAGCAAAAGAAAUAUGAGUACGUUUCGUAUUUUCUUAUUUCGCUAUCAAACACAGUAACAAGGAAUUUAGAUUGAACCUUCGCGGACUGAUUCUAUAUCGAGUCGUUUCGACGUUUAGAGCGUUUGUACUUGGAGCUUUUUAUCAUUUAAUACCUUGCGCGUAUAAAAUGGCACAUUUUUCCCGCUCAUCUUAUUCAUCUCUCUCUCUCUCGUCUUUUAUCUCGUCUUUUAUUCAUACUCUGGUGUCUCGCAGACUUUUUUCUCGCUCGAAAACUGAGACUCCUGCACGUGCGCUCCUUCGAGCCGGCCAGAGUCAGCUAAUUAAGCGAAACGACACCAUUUCCCCACCCCUUUUUUUCACCCGGUCUCUCUCUCUCUCUCUCUCUCUCUCUCUUUCUUUCUUUCUUUCUUUCUUUCUUUCUUUCUCUCUGUUUUGAUGAAAAAUUGAAACAAUCGCGCGAAUCCCUCUCGACCUAAUGCGACAGACUUAAUAAAUAAUUUCGCGGCGCGAGUAAAUGAGGAAACCGCUAUAGGCUCGUACGGUGCAGGCGACAUUGUUCAUCACGCUUGCGCCGGUCUCACGUGUGCGCUCUACCAUACUCGUUUCUAUGUACACCCCGUGCUGUUGUACUGUCGGAACGAAAGUAACAAGAAGUUACACACCAGUGUUGUUUUAACGGGCGAGCCGUGUAGAGUAUCGUCCGGCACGUCAUAAACGCGCAACGCGUUACGUUCGCUUUCGCGCGUGUAACGUCUCGCGACACGUGAAUAAUCACGUUCACGUUUUCGUCGUGUACGCACAAAGUGUCGACGACCGUUUAUCAAUUAAAAUUACUAAUUUUCGCUUGAAUCGCACGAGUUGUCGUUUAGUAGUGCUUCGCGUCCGCCAAAAGUUGAUCGCAGUCUGACGGAUGAAGUAUCCGUUGAGUCGCGUACAUAAUUCGUGAACAUGAAUAAUUAAUCAUUUAACAACGCGCGUGCGUUGAGACUUACUACUUCGUGAAAUUAAACCGUCAUUUGCCACUUGAAUUAGCUAAAGAAUAGAGGAAACCAAGCUCCUCGAUUUUAAAUCAUAAACAGAAGAAAUAGAGCUAGUGAGUGCAAAAGCACGGUUUUUUAGUAUUAUUAAAUAGUUUAAUGGGAAACGUACUUUUGCUCUCAUUAGCUCUGUGCCUUUAUUUGUUAAUUAGUUAACUUAUUAGUUUUACUGGACUUCUCUUCUUUAUUGUCUACUCGCGCACUGUUAUUGCUUUUUUUCAAUAAAAUGCGAGUUGUGUUAAGUAAUUCGAUGGAAAUAAGCAAUAUACAUACACAUAACUAAAUUGUCAAUGCAUACAUAAAUUUGCGAAGUUUCCAAAUCAAGGAUUCAGUUUUGCGCGGAAGGAUAUCAGCGUUUAUUUAUCGCAUGGACGUCGGACCAGUCGAGCGCGUGAUAUAAUCUCUCAUGCCGCAUUAUCGCGUUGACAUUUGCUGUGAAAAACUGAAAAAGCUACGCGCAAAUUGCAACAGGUGUAAUUUAAUGACAUGCGCCGCGUUUUCUGUCGUCUCUAGAACUCGAGAUUUGUUUUCUAACGCCGAUAUGAAAAUAAACUUAAUCGAUUUAUACGUUCGCAUACGUACGUCCUGGGAAAAUCAGCGUGAAAUCUAUAUUUACUGUCGGUGUCCUCGGGAAAGUAUAGUUAUGGUCGAUCAUUUCUAUUUAUCGUUCUAACGCAACUCCAAUUCUGAGCAGCAUCAAGAUUUAUUGUCCUCUCCGAACAUCUUAUUCCGCGAACGUUCGCGAUUUUUGAACUUUUCGCGCGACGAAAAUGUUUCGCCAAUCGAAAUUUCAUUCAUAAACAUUUAUUACUGUGAUUCGAAGAAACGAUAAUAAACAGUAGCGACAAAAUACGCGGAAAUAAUUUUGCCGAUUGACACGUCUUCGUAGAAUGAAGUGCCGUCUUCCUCGAGAUGAACGCGAUUCAUAUAAAAAUGUAAUUGUGCAAUUCUGUCACAAACAGGUCGUCGUAUAUUACGAGGCGUAUGUCAUUAGUAUAAAAGCGUAGAAUUGACUCCACGUGUUCCAAAUAAGAGCUCUCUCGUAAUAAAGGAAAUGAUAUAAUUCAUAGUUAUUGAACGUUGACAUUGAUACGUUAAUGUGUGCGUGAAUUGUCGAUCUAGAGGUGUUACAUGAUCGGACUUUGGCCAUUUAAACCACGCCGAAGCGGCAAAGUGGAGGUGAUGUUGGGUUCCAUUAUGUUUCACGUGAGGAGGAGGCCCGCGGACUACAUGCCGCGGAAACGUAAAAAGAAACCUGCCGGGAAAUGGAAUGAACUGGAUCACAGGUAUGAGGAUGAGAGGCUGCCCUUCCUGCUGGAGCUUAAUCCUGACGGCAGCGAUAUCCCGAACGGUGCCGGGGUGCGACAUCGGUUACAGCCGAAUGUAACAGAAGUGGGAUCGGAACGGCCGAUCGGACCGCAAGCGGUGCAAGCGCAAACGCUGACGUUACCGGGGCCAACGGUAAUGCCGAGGCAUUGCGUGAUAGCCUUUACCGAGAACAUCGUCACUCUCACGCCAUGCUCCAGAGACGCACACACGUACGUCAACAACCAGAGGAUACACCAGACCACCAUACUGCAGAAUGGAGCUAUUAUCAAGUUCGGCAGAAUGCACACCUUCCGAUUCAUCGAUCCAGCACCGGAGGAACGCAUCAGGCAGAGACACGAUUCUAACAAGCAGAUCGACUACGCUUACGACCGACGCUCGCCGGACGCGACCAGCCAGGACGUCAGCUCGGAGAAGUUCCGACCAGGGUCCGGCACGCCGAACGGCGGCGCUCAGGCCCAAAAUCAAGGUCAAGAACGAGCGACCCCAUCGAGUCCUUCCAAAUCCGCUGCCGCUCGUAGUCCCCGUAGUCCUACACACCCGUCGGAACCCACGCACAAUUACGAGACCACGUUUGACUUGGACGGUAACGUGGAGACCGCCAGUCUCAGCAGCAGCAGAGACGGCAACAGGCUUGCGCAGUAUGAUCGACAGCCGCGAGGCACGGAUCCGAUCUUGCCUGCCGUCCUGGAGUUCCUCGAAGAGACGGAGGAGGCAUUUCUCCAUGCCGUUAUCACCGAUGUAGAGCCUUCAGCGCCGCAGUUCAAGCUGGCUCCGACUUACACCCUCUACCUGAGCGCGAGGUAUCGUGCCAGCACUCACUAUAGACCGGAACUGCAGCCCACAGAGAGAGCACAUCGUCUCACUGUUAUGCUGGCGAAUGUCGCUACUAUGAUACAACGCGUUAUCCAGGAACGUUAUAUGGAUGCUUCGUCGUUGGCUUUCUGGCUGGCGAACGGCUCAGAACUGUUGCACAUGUUGAAGAGUGACCGACACGUAGGUGCAUUUUCAACGCGAGCGCAGGACAUUCUGACAGACGCGGUGCACACGUCAUUCGGUUCGCUGGUGCGUUGUGUCACGUUAGAACUAGCGCCGGCCAUGACUCAGUUUAUGGCGGACGCGGACGAGCCGGCGAAGGAGGCUGGAGUGCUGCAGAUCUUCUCGAAUUCGAUGGCAUUGUUGCGACGAUGUCGGGUAAACGCUGCAUUGACGAUACAGCUGUUCAGUCACCUCUUCCAUGCGAUCAAUGCCACAGCCUUCAACACUCUGGUUUCCAACGGAAAUCUGUGCGUUCGAUGGUUCGGGCGCAGGCUAAAGGCGCGAUUAAACGCCUUAGAGACGUGGGCCGAAAGGCAAGGUCUAGAACUCGCCAGUCAAUGCCACUUGGCGACGAUCAUGCAGGCGACUCACUUACUACAGGCACCCAAGUAUAAUGCCGAAGAGCUGGCUACCCUAAGCUCCACUUGCUUCAAGCUGAAUUCUCUGCAGGUCAGGGCAUUGCUACAGAAAUAUCAGCCUGCAGCGGACGAGCCUAGGCUGCCCGCCGAGUUAAUUGAGAACGUUGUAAGGGUAGCAGAGAGUGUCGCAGAUGCGCUCGCACGUUCAGACGGCCGAGAGAUAAGACUGGAAGAAGAACCUGUUUUGGGAUUGGCGCUACUGCUACCCGAUGACGGCUACAGUUGUGAGGUCAUAAGAGGUGUUCCGCCAGGACUGGCCGAAUUUUUAACACCUCUGCAACGAGAUGGUUUAUGUCGAAUGGCAGCUCAACCCACCAGCAGCGGCUAUUGGACCAUUUACAUGAUAGAUCAUCAUAACAAUCUACGUAGUCCCAGUGCGAUGAGCAACAGAUCAGGUGGUUAUACCAGCCACAUCACUCAAAACCAAGCCCAACCGGAAAUACAUGUCAUUAAAUUGCACAAGAGUACCAAUGGCAUGGGCUUGAGCAUCGUCGCGGCGAAGGGAGCGGGGCAAGAUCGAUUAGGCAUCUACAUAAAGAGUGUGGUCGCUGGUGGUGCAGCCGACGCUGAUGGUAGACUGACAGCAGGCGAUCAACUACUCAAGGUGGAUGGACAAAGUCUCGUCGGAAUUACACAAGAAAAGGCUGCCGAAUAUCUCGUGCGUACCGGACCCAUCGUGACGCUGGAAGUUGCAAAACAAGGCGCUAUAUAUCACGGACUGGCAACGCUGUUAUCUCAACCUUCCCCUGUGAUGACGAGAGCGUAUAAGAGUCGACCGAGGUCCGAGCUCUUAGAGGCUGUGAGACCAGCGGAAGCGGCGGCGGCGGCCGGUCAGCCAGCCACGUCACACUCGAUGGGCGAUUUAUUGUCCUUGCCGAAGCAGACAACGUGUCAGGACGUAGCUCAACCAGGUGCGAUCCCGUCCCAACGCUUUGUCGACACGUCCUUUUACCGUAAUCAGCUCGAUCGAGGUUUUCCGCGAAUUGAUCUCGAAGAGUACCACUCCGCGCGGCAGAAUCCGUUCUCUGUUCUCCAUCAGAGAAGCGCAUAUUCGACCGCUUAUCCCGUCGACGAGAGAGAGUAUCUGUAUCGUCCAUCCACUCCCACAGUUUCCCCUGUACGCCUCCCGAAACCCCGUACGCCUCUCUACUGUCCUCUGAUCUCCAUCACGAGCGACAACGCAGUGUCAUCCGUCAUAUAUCAAGACGAGAGCGACGAGAGCGACGAUAGAAUCGUCGAAGAAGACGAGGAACAAGGUGAAGUCGCGACGGGUAACUCAAGUUACUCGGCAGACACUACAAAUCCGUUCGAGAGGAUCACUACACCACCAGAGGAAUACGCGACGCCCAUGACGGAGUCUAAACGCUUGUCGUUGACUUUUGACAGGAGCUUUUUCGAUACUAUACCGUACAUCGAUCAGACCGAUGAUACUAAUCUCGCAGAAGCUUCUGAAUGUGUUCAGGGAACAUCGUGUAAUUCUAGUCUUAAGGACGUUCAGAAGCGCGCAAACGUAGAUCGUAACAAUCAACAGACUUUAAAUAUCGCAGAAUCUAAUUUCGAGUUAGGUAUGCGUAGCCAUUCUUCGCCGAAUAAGUCGAUGCUGUCUGUCAAGAACGAAGUACUUGCGUCAGGUCCCGUCGCGGAAUCUAGUCAAGACGACUUCUCAUACUUCCAAGACGCAGGACGUGAGUUGAGUAUUAAUGAGCAAUGCGACGACAAGUUAGACAUUAUUUCCAACUCUGAAGACUGCGCAGACGAAUCCAGUUCCACGAUUAAUGACGAUCUCACAUCGAGUAGAGCUGACAAAAGCGCCGAGGAUGGGAUCUCAACCCCCAAGAUGUACACUAUAAUGCCGGAACUGCACCUUGACCUGAGCGGGCUGAAUAGCGACGUGUCUAGCGACGAGUCCAAGACUGAAAAGUGCUGGAAAUCGCCGGAGGAGGUGCGUCUAGGAUGCGGCAGAGUCGCAGCAUUGGCGAAACACUUCUCGAAACUUGGCGACGCCGGUCUGAUCAGAUUCAAGUCCACCAAAUUGACCGAUUCUCGGCAAUUCGUGUCGGAACCGGAUAUUAUGACGCCGGGAAAAAGUAACGAACGUUCGGGCAAGGAACAUUUGCGUGUCAAGGAGUACAAAUCGGACUCGGACCUGACGAGAGAGACGGACAGCGACUCUUGCAUCGGCUCGGCUGCCAGACGUAAUGUCAUCUUGGUGGACGUUGAAACGGACGGCAACUUCGCGAUUCAAGGAUGUAGACUCCAUCAUUGCAGUGCUAAGCGGCUCACCACCGCUAAGUUUCCUUCGUUGAGUGAUAACAAAGAGCAAAUCGCCGCUGAGAAAAGCGUAGCCUUGACCGAGAUCGAAGACUGUGAUGACGUGUUGAGUCACGAGAGCAACGAUCAAGUCGCGGGAAUCAGAAAUCACAAAGUAGCAAAUGACAACAGCGAAUCUCAAGUCCUCGAAAGCCACAAGAACGCGUUGGCUAAACACGUUAGUAUAAAAGACAACAAAUUGUCCUUGGAAGAGCAGCAGGUGAUCGUAGAACAACUCGAGCAAUUCUCGAACCUGGAUAACGCCGAUGCGCCUUUAUUCAUACCAGAACGAAGCGUGGAGCAAGCUCUUUUAAAGGACGGGAGUAACGAAGUUUCUGUCCUUGACAGCUCCACUCUAACAAAUGUAACAAAUCAAUCGGAGGCAAUGCCUCGGGAGAAGUUAUCAUCACUGGUCGAUACGAAUAAUAGCUCCCAGAAAACUAAGCAAGAUGAAGCUUCCAGUUGUUCGUCGUCUUCUUCUUCUUCUCCCCUGGCUUCCGUACGUUCUCCUUCAUCUUCCCACUCUUCCGUCGUGCUGUCUGUUUCGAAUGUCGCGAGAAGUUCUCUGUCCUCGGAAGAUAGCAGGUCGCAAACCCGUCAGCAUUGCGGAAAGCACUCCAAACCGUGCCUGUUCAUAGACAUUUCUCAUUCUUCCACUAAAAGCCGCUCUAACGACAGUUCUUCGGAAAGUCCGUCGAUGCUUCCGCCACGUGCGAGCGCGUGCGAUAACAAACUGAAUAUUCUGCACGUACGAAUCGCCAGACCGCCACCGCUCUGCGGCAGUGAGGACAAUCUGAUCGGCGCUGCAAUUUGCAGCAAGGAGAUAGCUGAUCAGGCCGUAGACCGUUGCGGCGAGUCCGCUAAGUUGACACGCAGCUGCGAGAAUAUUCUAAGCAGUAAGUUCCUAUCCGAUUCCAUCGAGCGAAGGCGGUCCUCGGGAAGCCUUCAUAAACAUAUUGACUCGUUCCGCAAGUCUUGUAAUAAAUUAGACUCGAAAUUCAAGGAAAAGACACGCUGGUACCGUUAUCGCUCUCUCGAGGAGCUGAAAUCGAAAAAAGGAUCGAAGAGACAAGAUAACUAUACCUCAGAUGGAGCCGAGGUUCAAAGAUUCGGCAGAUUCACCGACGAUAGAUUAGCUCUCGAGGAUAGAGAGGAGACUCGACGGGACCGUUGCCGAUCAUUGGAAGAACUGAAGUCGAAGAAAGAAUCGCGCGAACAAGACAGACCGACUUCGGCUCCUGAAGUUCAAAAACCCGACUGGAUGCCGAAGAGACUUCGCAGAAAGCGCGUGAGCUACGAUCAGUUGAAAGGGAACUCUUUCGAGCUGUCACGUAAGAGCAAAACGAAAGACGAGGAACCGCAUAAGUGGCGGGUUGAAAGGAAGUCCCAGAGCGAGUUGGACGUUUCGAGGCGGAAGUCCGAUUCAGAGAGGGACGGUUGGAGCUUCCGUGAGAUCAGCUCGCUGAAAGAUGACGACCGGUUCGCCUUGCGUCCUCGUCGCAUGAGCGAGCGGGAUCUACCGUCGCGGCUUGGACACGACGCCACUCCUCAACAAAUCCACAGCAGCAAGUCUGUGCCGGCAUUGCAUAAUGUGGGUACCGAGACCAAGCAGCAGCAUGAGGUAUUUAAUCCAGGAUACAGCAGAGCCUCUUCCAGCAACAGCGUCACGCCGCCUGUUCAGCCACCUCCUAUGGCAACGAUCAAUAGCGCAACUUCCUUGCGUUCUAGGUCGAGUCAUAAUUUACACGACCCCAUGAGAAUCGGAACUUUACCACCCUCCGGCUUAGUCAGCAGGCAGCAAUCGUCACCCAACUUAAAUCCGAAUCCAACGCACGCAAAUAUACCGUUGAAUGCGCAGAACUUGGAAGCAGAGAGAUUUUACCAGAAUCUGAGCAUUUAUCGAAACCAAGAUCCAACAGUGAAGCAACAGAUCAGUCCACAACAGUUGGACGAUAGGAACCCUCAGCACAUUCAGAAGACCCUAAGAGGCUCACAAAACUCGCUGAAUCGUCCGUCCACUCUGGAUAUCAGCGGACACACUCGAGAUCGUCCAACGUCCGCGUAUAUCGCUCAAAGCCAACAGCAGAGUUACACGACGAUCAAUAAUCAGAUGCAGCAGCAGAGCGGAGGACUGCCACCGCGUUCACAAUCGUCACGCGACAUGAUUCGCCAAGAAGCGAAGUUACAAGAGAUGCAGGAGGAGGUUCGACGUCGAGAAUUGCGUGGAGGUGCGCCGAUGCUCAAUCAACAUAGACCACCGGCGAUGUACAACAUCGGUCCGCGAGGAGCAGCGUCUUCUCAGCAACUGUCGAACACCUUGAACGUCCGUUCGCCGAGACCGCUCGGUUCUACGUCGAACUUGGGUUCUACCUCCUCGUACGCUACUGCGAGACAAAAUGCACCCAGUUACAAUUACCCAGAUACUCAGUACUCGCAGUACAACAGCACUCAGUACGGUCAGUAUGGCCAGUACAAUCAAUACCCAAAGUACCCAACGGCCGGUGGACAAUACGGCCCAAUGAUACCGAAGCCGAAGAACGAGGGAGCGAUCCGCGGUCAUCAGACAACGUCCACUGAGAACAUACUCGGUAGAGACGCCAGCAGUCAAGAUGCAAAAUCCUACAUCGAUCAGAACCGACAUUUUACCGGCUCACAGAACAGUCCGCAUUAUCCAAAUGGCAACUUAGAGCAGCGUGUCGACCAGUACGCGAACGAUAAUGUCGUCAGCCGAACACAGAACGGAGAAGGCCACUCUAUGACGACGACGGAAACGCCGCCAGUGAGACCAGCUCUGCCGGAGGAGACCACUUACAGCGAGAGCCCGCCGCCACCACCACCCAACACUUCAACGCAUCCUCUUUAUAACAAACAAGCUGACACGAGAUAUACCGCAAGCAUGCAAGAUCCACCACGGGGUACUUAUUACCCCGCGGGAGGAAUCGGCGCUAUGCAGCAACCACGACAGUAUCAGUACAGUGCGACGAAUCCUUGGCAACGAGAAGAGAGAGAAAAGGAGCAAGCGCGCAGGAGAGAAGCCGCGAGACAAUGGCGUGAUCAGCAGAUUUCCGAACUGAGCGCACUGGCGCAUCGAACACAGCAGCAAGAAGAGCAGCUCCGAGCAUUACAGUUAGAGAGGGAUUUCCAGAAACGAGCGGAAGAGGCUGCCAAUCAAGACGACGACGAGGAGAGUAACGACCUUGACAACGAGAGCGCGCAACGCGUUCAGGGCUUACUAAGAAUGGCGGUCAGCCAGGAAAGAAUCGUCCAAGCGAAUCAACAACCGCCAAUUUUGUCCAGAACAAACACGGGCAACCAGUCUAUGAGAGGCGGCCUCUCUCUGCAGCCGAUUAGCAGCCCAAUGCAACCCACUACUAGCAGUCACUCUCACAGUUUGCCCAGUCAAACGACGUCUCAAAAUGUUGGAGUGAGCAGUUCUGGUCAGGAGAACAGCGGCCUGCACAUACAACCGAGUCAGCAACAGCAGCAAACUGCAAGUCAAAUCAGUGAGGAGCAGCAGCAGAUGCAUAUGUCGUCUAAUUACAGUACACCUUUGAGUCACUUUGGCUCCGGUCAGAAAUCCUACUCCGUCGGCAUGUCGCACUCUUCAGAGGAUAGAGAGCUCCAACGGCGAAUAGACGAGGUGAAACGAAAGCAGGCCGAGUACGAAGAGAACCAGAAAAAGCAGGAGGAAGAACUCAGGCAGCACCAGCUGCAUUCGCAACAACAGACGUAUCAGCAGAACCAGCAUCCGAGAAACCAGCAAACACUACAUCCCGGCAUGCUGCGUUUGGAUAACUUGAUCAUCAAUGGGCCUAACGUGCCUAUACCCUCGCAGAAUAGCAUGAACGAUGCACCUCCGCCACCAGAACGAGGCUCUAGUUACGCCGCUAUGUCGCAGCAAAGUGCUCUCAGGUCGAACGGCUCGACCGCGUCUAAUCUACCUCCAAGUUCUCAGCAGCCAGGAUCCAUGAAAAAGGUCUCUUUUCAUGAUUCCAAUGCAAACAGCGAAUCUAUGCUGCGCAACGUACCGUCCGGAACGUCGAAUCCGCCAUCGAUAACGAUGGACACCAUCAGAGAGGAUCCGAACAAUUUUAUCAACGACGCGGAAAAUCUAUUAGCGUCUCCCAAAACGCCGGAAGGUUCCGGGACUUCGUUUUCUGGCUCUACUCCCGGAGUGAUCGGAGCACAAGAAGUGUAUAAGGAUCCGCGACAAAAGCGACUGGCGGAGAAGCAGAAGCAGCAACAGAACUCGCAGAUCGGCGCGGUGCCGGAGAAGCUCAGCUUCAAGGAAAAGAUGAAAAUGUUCGCGAUGGAGACUGGCGAGGACGGUACACCGCGUGACAAAGUGAAGAUCUCGCGCGCUCAACGCGAGAUCGACAACAUCAGCAGCCCUCUCAAUUCCAACAACAACAACAAUAACACCAGCGGCAAUAACAACAAUAACAAUAGGACCUAAACAACCUAAACAACGUUGUAUUUCUCGCUUCCAGGCUUUAGUGAGUAGGAAGUUCCAAAAUUUUACGAAAUAUCUGGGAUGCUUGGAGAAAAGUCAUUGUUGCGAGACACGUGGGUCGUAAUUGAAAGAGCGAAUAGAUUGAACCACAGUUAACUUUAUUAAAUAUCACUGUUUUACUGUUAGAAUUUAUAGAGAACAUAUACGAACAUAUUGAAAAUACUUCUUCUUCUUUAAAAAAGAAGACAGUUACAUAACUGAAAAGAUACUAGUAAUGUUGUUAACAAAAUGAAAAGUUAAAUUUCUCUAAACUUAUGGACACAUAAACUUAGAGAAAAAUAUUCAUACUACAUAUUUAUACUAAAACCUAUAUUCGUAUUUUUGCUCUUCGCCGAAAGUGUGCACAUAAUACUUGAUUAGUGUUUUUAAGAUUACCGAAUUUCUGCCUUACUCUUUUUUCCGAGCACCGUAGAUACUUCGCCGUGCAUCUCGUGUCGGACAAAGAGAGAGACACACACACAGAGGAAUUAUGUACAUUGCGCGUAGUUUGUAGUCACACGCGACGAAUUAAUUAACUCGACUAAACGUGGUACACCCCACUACGCGAGAGGGGAUGCCCUAUUUUUUUGCGUUCAAAACGAAUCCGGCGAUUCUCCAUACACACGCAUACACACAUACACCAGCGUCGAAGUACAAACGAAAUUUUAUAUAGCUCUUUGACCAAAAAUGUCGUGUGUUCGGCGAAGGAGGACCAUUAAUAAGAUAACGAUAACGUUGCGGGCGCGAUGUUAGUCGUGGCGAGGAGGGGAAAGUCGGCGGUUCUCGUGCGCUGCGCGUCCGUUAUUCCUGACUAUAUUUCCGGACCAACGUAAUCUUAUUAUAGUAACUGAUAAUGUAGUGUCGAGACUAGUAACGGCGUAGGAUAAAGCUCGCAAGGACUGAUUUAAGCUCAUCGAUAGAGACGGAUCGUUUCGCGAAUGUACAUAAAGAGGUGGCAAACAGUAGGCCGGGCAGCAUUGAUUAUCGUACGCGUUAGUUUUAUAUUUAUCACUCUCUCGGCAUAUAGCGGAAGGUUCUGAUAUAUAUUUAAAUUAUACGACUAUACGGAUUUACACACUUACGCCAUUAUGCACUUAAUGAAGUACGACAAAAUAGCGUAGUUAGAAGAUAGAACGGAAAAUAGAAAAAGGAGAAGAAGGAGAGAACGUGUGCGUGUUUGUGUGUAUGUGCAUGUACACGCGUACGCGUGUAUGUGUGUAUCUGUAUGCAAAUAAGUGAGAAAAGUGUGGGUGGAAAGAUUUAUAUUUAUAUGAUGCGUUUCACAGGGAGAAUAGUAGAAAAAAUAGACGGCUCUAGCUUAGUUCUCGGAUUGAGGCUCUAUCUUAUGUAGAGCUGAAAUAAGAGUUCCGCCGUUCUGUAGAAUUCAAAUGAAAGCCCUACGUUUCAUAGAGCUCGAGCAAAAGCGCUCUGUUCUCGUAGAACGGAGGCUCUACCUUUGCAGAGCAUAGAACGAAUAGGUUGUUCCGCGAAAAAAAUACGAUAUAGACGAUUAAAACAAGAGAUUCCUAUUUUGAUGUAUCUCUAUCGACUAUCUGCUUCAUUGGCAGCGUGGAAACUCCACGGUCGAAAGUAAAAAUCUUAUGCGAUAAAUUAUCGAUGUAUUAUUGCAUUUAGAUGACAAGAAAUCAAAUUACAUUCUUGCUAUCUUUCGACGAUACAAGAGUCGUCUUUUCAUUAGUGGUACUUAGAUCAAGAAAUUACUUUUACUCGUUAGGCUCGUCCAUGUAAGAGACACUUUUCACUGAUGUACAGCGUGACUCACUUAAGAUGUUUGUCGCGGUCUCUAUUCAUUAUUUUUAUAAAUCUUUUUAAACAAGUUCGUAGUAUAUUAUAUAAAAUUAGUUUUGCUUUAAUGAUUGGUUAAUUGAUAUUAUUUUUAAGAAACAUCAGAGUCGCUGUUUUGUUAAAUAUUUUAAGGAAAAGGAAGAUGAAGGAAAUAAGAAACGUAUUCGGCGAUGACGCAAGAUUUAUGUUGCAGUGAUUGUGAUAUUUAUUGUGGACGUAAUGGCGCGAGAUAACAAUCGUGAUAAAUUUUGUGGGAUGUUCAGUGUAUUUGAAUUUAGUGUACAUUGAACUUCCAGGUAUUACAAAUUUGCAAAUUCGUCUUUCUCGCUAAUUCUUAUGUACGAUUCGUUUAUGCCUGAACGAUCAUUGUAAUUCACAAUGGCGAAACAACGGGCGACAUCUGUAUUUAUCGCCGUGUAAUAUCAUCGUAUAUAGUCUCUGAUUUUUAGUUAUAUAUUUCUAUGAGAUGUCGAUGUUUUGAAUGGUAUUGGUUUAUGAAUACGAAUAUCGUCAAAAUUACACAACGUUGCGCGCGAUCGGUCGAGAAUUGACAUCUUAAGUAAGCCUCACUCUACACACAAUCAUCAUGUUAUUAUAAUCCUCUUGACAUCAAGUGAUAAUUAACGCAAAAAUCCAGCUCGAGACACUUCUUCGCGUAAUCCUAAGACUUCUAAGUUAAUGUUAGAUGCUCUCGAAAGAAGCCUGAGUAUUCGUAGAUAGUGUAACGCACUAUUUCAGGGAAGUAGAGGGAGAGAGAGUUGGUGAUCUAACGUGAGAGAGAGAGAGAGAGAGAGAGAGAGAGAGAGAGAGAGAGAGAGAGAGAUGGGGGGGAGAGAGAGCUUAGUGAUCUAACGUGAAGAACACACAAAGCAUAGCAAUACUAGAAUUUAAGGUAAAACUACAUAGUAACUGUACAAAUGAUCGUGGAGGGUGUCCGUUGGCCGAUCUCGCGCGAUGGAAAUCGCCACGAAAAACUGAGCGGACCGACGCUUAGGAAAGAGAGUACUUGCGUUCUCCUCAGUGCUUCGUUGCAUUCUUUUUUAAAAAUUUUAGUUUUUAAUUUUUAUUUUUAUUUUUUAUAUAAUUAUGCAACAUCAUUGCAUUCCUCGCCGUCCAAUCUACGUUUCGCGUGUUACGAUAAAAAGAUAAAGAAUUAACGAAGAGGAACUCUUUAUACGUUUCAAAACAGUAUUCUUAGAAACGAACUGUCAGUAUAUGUUUCGAGUAUUAUUUGCGAUUAAUUAUUCACGAUAGAGAACAAGUCAUCUUCGAUAUUUCCAUUUUUAUUUCCAUUUUAUUACGAAUUAUCUUCCGGCAGUGCGCGGAAUACUGGUCGAUUAAUGUCUUUUGAAAAAGAAAGAUCACUUGUACUUCGACUUUCACGUAUUCCUACGCAACCUAUGCAUUACGCUCUACUGGAGAAACGAGGGAUAGCAUUUGUUUUGCGCACAUUCACCUGUAAAGUUUGAUCUACAAUGUGUUUUUUGUUUCCUAUUUCGUUCUCUUUAUCUCUUUUUAACUCACAUCUUAAGCCUUAAGUUAAAAAUAGUCAGAGAACAAGAAGCAGAUGCAAAAAGUAUCCCUGGUGAAAAUUGAAAUUGGAGAGUAAAUAAAGUGUAAACGAAGAGUGAUGGAAGUGUAAGUGAAGCGUCUAUAAAGCGUAAAUUGAAACAUCGGAACGUAAAGCAAGCGGAUAGUAGUAUACUAACCAUUUACUUUACGUUCCGAUGUUUCAAUUUACGCUUUAUAGACGCUUCACUUACACUUCCGUCACUCUUCGUUUACACAUUAUAUACUCUCCAAUUUCAAUUUUCACCAGGGACAUUGUAGAUUAGGCUUAAAAGUUGCGGAAUAUUGAUUUCGCGAACAACACUAUCUCCACGAAUAGAAUGGAUCGUUCUUUUGCGUGAAAUAUUCUAGAGGGAACUUUACAUUACACGACUGCAUAUGAAGUAUUAUUUCACCCAUAGUUCACUUCUCGCGAAAACGAGCCAUCCAGCGUUUCUCACGAGAGCUCGACGAUUAAUUUCCGGGAGCGUCGAUAAUCACUCCCUGUGAGUAUUGAUUGUAGAGAAAGUUUCCAGAACUACAUUUUCUCGUUUUAUUUAUCUUCCUUAUUACUUCUUCUUUUUUCACUUUCGUCGUUCAUGUGCUUCUGCCGACAUUCGUUGUUUCGGCCUUACCAUUCCUCCACUUAGAAACGUUAGUGAUAAUACUAAGCAGCUUGUUACACGCUGUCGUGCGACGAAUUUUGCUCGUGUCCACAACGAAUUUCUGCUCUUAUUAAGUAAUACGCUAAUUGUACAAUUAACGCGCGAGCGAGGUUCCAUCGUCCGUAGUUUUAACUCUUUAAUUUUUAAUUAGCCAUAAAAACGCGCGCGCCAGUCGAGAUGUGAAUCUUGACUUUAUUAACAGGGAUUAAUUAUUUUGGCAGACAAGAUGCUUAGUUUGGCAACUAAACAUAUUCACGUCGAUGCAAAGCCUAAACUCGACACGUUAAUCAAAAAUCUUAGUAAACGAAAGAAAGAGGGAGAAAGGUCGAGGGAGAGUAAAAGAGAGACAAAGAAUAAAAGAAAAAGAAACGAGAAGAUAAUCGAUGACUCCCUGCUUGUUGUGUAUAGCGAGCGUACAUACUUGCACUAUAUUUUGUAAAACUGUUUUCAUAAUCUCGUAGCGAUGGUAUCGGCCGAUUGACUAAUCGCCGAGAGCAGCUCCACCGUCACGGAUGUUAUUAAUAUUACUAUAUUUUACUUAUAGAAUAUCGAUUGUAAUUUCGCAAAAUACGGUAUAUUUUUUAAUUAUUGUAUCAUGUAAUGUUACUAGCGAAAUACGAUAUUUGACGGAAAAUAUAUGUCAGCUGUAUUCAA